AUGAAUCCGAAGACAGUCUCUUGGAAGAAUGGCACAGAUUGUUGUUCAUGGGAUGGAGUGUCAUGUGAUCAUAUUUCGGGUCAUGUAAUUGGCCUCGACCUCAGUUCUAGCGGUCUUCAAGGCCUUCUUCACUCCAACAGCACCCUUUUUUCACUUCCCCAUCUCCAAACUUUAAUCCUUGACUUCAAUAAUUUCUCUUGCUCUCCAAUUCCUCCUGAAAUUGGCAGUUUUGCCAACAUGAAAACGCUUAGACUCUCUUUUGCCAACUUUUCUGGUUAUGUCCCUGAAGAAAUUUCUCACCUCUCUAAACUUUCUCAUCUCACCAUUUAUGGUUGUUUUGAUCUCUAUCAGUGUGGAUUGCGAGGGAAAUUCCCAGAAAAUGUCUUUCGCUUACCAAAUCUUCAGAAGUUGAGCUUAGGAUUCAAUCCAUAUUUACCUUUUAGUGGUAAUCUUACUGGUUCUCUGCCUAUGUUUAAUUGGAGUAGUCCACUCAGGUACUUAGAUCUUUCUGACACAAAAAUCUCUAUUGAUUUACCUUACAUGUGUUCAAGUGCCAAGUCUUUGCAGCUUUCAAAUUGUAGUUUUAAAGGAUCAUCAAAUAGUGCAAUGUUGACUAACCUCACCCAAUUAGUAGAACUCAUUUUCUUAGGCAUCAAUAGCAACAAUCAUGGAGGUCAAAUUCCAUUGUUUUUUCUCAAUUUUCAGCAGUUGACCUAUUUGUAUCUUUCUGGCAACAAUUUUGUUGGUAAGAUUCCCGAAUUUCCAAAAGCAAAUUCCUUACAAAGCCCACUACAAUUGAAUUUAGAGGACCUCAUCAUAUCUGAUAACUUGCUUGAUGAAUCAAUACCUUCCUGGAUAUAUUCUCUUCCAUAUUUAAAGUAUUUGCGGCUGAACAAUAAUAAGCUUAUUGGCCCAAUUAAAGAAUUUCAUUCUAAAUCUCUUGCAGAGCUCAAGUUGGGUUCUAAUAAACUACACGGCCAAAUUCCAAACCCAAUAUUUCAACAGAAAAACCUACAAGAGCUAAAUCUCUCACACAAUAAUUUGGAUGGUGUUUUAGAGUUAAACAAGUUUUCAAUGUUGAAAAAUCUUCAGAGUCUUGACCUUUCUUUUAACAAUUUCACUAUCUCCACAAAUAAAUACACCAACAAUGAUUCAUUUCCUCAACUUUAUGAUUUCGGUUUGGCUUUAUGCAACAUUAGAGAAUUUCGAUAUUUUUUUAAAAACAUGAAAAGCUUACACACACUACAACUUUCCCACAAUCAAAUUCAGGGUAGGAUUCUAGAAUGGUUGUGGAACGAGGGAACAUGUUCGUUGUCUGUACUGAACAUUUCCCACAACUUCUUAACAAGUGUACAGACAAUUCCAUGUAAAAGCUUAGUCUAUGUAGAUCUUCGCUCUAACAUGAUUGAAGGGCCUCUUCCUACUGUUCCACCUUCAGUGACUAUUUUUUUCAUCUCAAACAAUGCUCUAUCUGGAGAGAUACCUUCUACAUAUUAUUUGCAUACGAAUAAUCUUAGUGGAGACAUCCCUCAUGACAUGUUUGAAAAGUUAACUAAGUUAAGGAGUUUGUACCUUAGUAACAAUCAUCUAGAUGGAUCCCUGCCUCGUUCUCUGCGUAGUUGCCAAAGCUUAGAAGUUUUAGAUAUGGGAAAUAACAAGAUAAACGAUACCUUCCCUCAUUGGUUGGAAGAUCUUCCAAUGCUUCGAGUUCUUGUUUUGAAAUCCAAUUGA
This is a messenger RNA of Humulus lupulus (European hop), 1731 nucleotides long. Its product is annotated as receptor-like protein 50. The record is from RefSeq and is a predicted model, not a curated record. The transcript is spliced from 3 exons. Lineage: Eukaryota; Viridiplantae; Streptophyta; Magnoliopsida; Rosales; Cannabaceae. Bases 1 to 1731 code for a protein of 576 amino acids. Gene Ontology annotation, molecular function: protein binding.